Messenger RNA from Punctularia strigosozonata HHB-11173 SS5, 1480 nucleotides. RefSeq lists its product as uncharacterized. Gene Ontology annotation, cellular component: U2-type catalytic step 1 spliceosome; U2-type catalytic step 2 spliceosome; Prp19 complex. Lineage: Eukaryota; Fungi; Basidiomycota; Agaricomycetes; Corticiales; Punctulariaceae. The transcript has 6 exons. Gene Ontology annotation, molecular function: U6 snRNA binding; pre-mRNA binding; metal ion binding. The coding region runs from base 44 to 1030 and encodes 328 amino acids. The record is from RefSeq and is a predicted model, not a curated record.
GUCGGAUACCCUCGGGCCUCUGGACAAACCUUCCUAGCCUAUCAUGCCUAAGCUCGACAUCAACAAAGCAGGAUGGGAACAGAGCGAAUUCCCUAUCCUGUGCGAAACUUGCUUGGGUGACAAUGCCUUUAUACGCAUGUCGAAACAAGAGUUUGGUCGCUCUUGCGGAACCUGUGCACGGCCGUUCACCGUCUUCCGGUGGAACCCUGGCAGUGGCGCACGAUACAAGACGACGGUAAUAUGUCAAACAUGCGCGAAGAUCAAGAAUGUCUGUCAGACCUGCUUGCUAGACCUGGAAUAUGGUCUGCCGACACAAGUCCGUGACACCGCUCUGGGGAUACAGACCGAGGCACCCAACAGCGACAUCAACAGAGAAUACUAUGCGCAAAACAUGGAAACGAAGUUGGAAGGCGGAAAGCCUUCUCUUGACGCACACCGUGCUCAGUCAGCUGGCAAGGAGAUGUUAAAGUCCCUUGCACGGACAGAUCCCUAUUAUAAGCGCAACCGUCCACAUAUCUGCUCCUUUUUCGUCAAGGGGGAGUGCAAACGUGGUUCAGAAUGCCCAUAUAGGCACGAAAAGCCCGUUGACAGCGACCUGGCUAAGCAAAACAUGCAAGAUCGCUACCAUGGCCGUAAUGACCCAGUUGCGCGCAAAAUCAUGAGCACACACGCCAAGAACCAGGGUUUGGCGCCUCCGGAAGAUACGUCCAUUACGUCGCUAUUUCUCACCGGGCUUCCUGCUACUGCAACGGAAGAGACCGUGCGCACGCGGGUAGUGAAGUCGCUCCCGUCCUUGAACCCUUCGUAUAUCAAGUCCGUCGUGCAUGUUGCGAAGUCGAGAUGCGCUUUCGUGAACUUUACGGACCGUCCAUCUGCGGAGCUCGCUGCACAAGCUUGGCCCAAUGGUCUUGAUUUCGAUGGUGAACUCGCCAAUGUAAAAUGGGGUCGCAGCAGACCAGCGAAAGGCGCUGCCGGUGGAGGUGUGGCAGGACCUUCCACCACGGUACCAGAGCCGAUGCCAGCUUCAUGAGCCUUGUUUCGUUGUACUCCCGUUAACAUAUUCUGUACACCUAAACCAUGUUAUGUACAGAUAUGCACAACAGUCCGGCAACAUCAUAAGUCAUACGCGAAUUAAGAGGUCAAUGUGAAACAGCCAGAUCCCGACCCUGAAGACCGCCAGACGCUCCAUUCAGUCCCAGUCGUCCUCCUCUUCAUCGUCGUCAUCACUGUCCCUCAUAUUCUCGUUCCUUUUCAAUAAGGCAGCGGCCAGGGCGCUGGUGAGGUCACCACCUCCUGCACUCGAGCUGGCUGAUUCCUCUACAGCAGGUGACAUAGGUGCGCUUCGCGAGGGCGAGCUCGAUGGAUCGGUCUUCUUCAGAGAAUGGAUACCUUUGCCUUGAAUGGAUGCAAGCAAAUCGGAGCGACCAGGCUGAGGCGCCGGCAGAGUUGGUCCUGAACCACCUCCCGGCGGUGGAGGUGG